Messenger RNA from Rhineura floridana, 1977 nucleotides. RefSeq names its product keratin 23 (gene KRT23). The record is from RefSeq and is a predicted model, not a curated record. Bases 411 to 1718 code for a protein of 435 amino acids. Gene Ontology annotation, molecular function: structural molecule activity. NCBI's taxonomy places the organism in Eukaryota, Metazoa, Chordata, Lepidosauria, Squamata, Rhineuridae. The transcript is spliced from 8 exons.
GAUUGAAAGAAACCUGAAGCAGACGCUUGGGCUCUUUCAGCUCGGCUCCACCCCUCCCUUGAGUGGCCACACCUCAUUGAUAUAAUGCAAAAAGCAACAUAAAAAGGAAGAGAGGGAGAGAAAGGGAGGGAGGAAGAAAUGAAGAGAACCCUUGGUAUGUUGCCGUCGUUCCAAAGAAUGACAAUCAUAUUUGCAGGCUAAUCAGGGUUUCAGAAUUGACCAAGAGGAAGCGCAUGUUUUGUGAUGACACAGUCCUUGUUGGCAUAGUUGUUUAACGUGAGGGAACUCCCACAGGGAAAGGCUUAAAAGCACUUAAGGAGGGCUGAGACGCUUCUCAGACGGUGCCAGGAAAUCAAGAGAGAGAGAGAGAGAAAGUUUUUGUGUACAUUCAGUCCCUAACAGACGUCAAGAUGAGCUCCGGCCAAGGCCUCUACCACUUUUCUUCUGGGUCUCUCAGGGGUGCUGCGGGAUGCAGCUUUGCACAUGUUGGAGAGCCCUACAGAGCUGCCAGCUUGCAUGGAGGAAGUAGCGGUGUGCAUCUCCCCAUGUCCUUUGGAAGACCCAUCUGGAUGGCUUCUGAUGCAGGGGAAAAUUGGGGAGGCUUUGGUGGGAGCCAGGGGGACCUCCUCAUGGGGAGGAACGAGAAGCAGGCCAUGCAGGAGCUAAAUGACCGCCUGGCUGCCUACCUGGAGAAGGUGCGCUCUUUGGAGGAGGCCAACACUCAGCUGGAAGGCUGCAUCCGGGAGUGGCACAAGAAGAAAUCUCAUGGCAUCAAGCAUGACUUCAAGGAUUAUGAGCAAAACAUCUCAGACAUGCAUGAGCGGAUUGAGACUGGGCGAGUUACCAAUGCAACCAUCGUUCUAAAGAUUGACAAUGCUAAAAUGGCAACUGAGGACUUCAGGCUCAAAUAUGAGGCAGAGAAGGCUAUCCGGCAAAGCGUGCAGGAUGAUGUUGAGAACAUUCGCAAGGAACUUGACAACAUGACAAUCAUAAUAACUGACCUGGAAAUGGAGAUUGAAGCUCUCAGAGAAGAUCACAUCCUCAAGAAGAAAGAACAUGAGGAGGAUAUGCAAGCACACGGCUCUUCCAAGGACUUCAAGGUGAAUGUGAAGGUGAAUGCAACUCCACAAGAAGAUCUGGCCAGGAUCCUGGCAGGAAUAAGAGCAGAUUAUGAAGCGAUUAUUGAAAAGAACCGUCAAAGUCUUGAUGCCUGGUUCCAGCAACAGGUACCUUUAAAACAAAUUGCAGGUGAAUCUCUAGAAGAAAGCCCCAGCCAGGAAGAACUACAAAGCAGCCGGAAAGAAAUCACUGAGCUGAAUCGCACGCUGCAGACCCUGGAAAUCGAUCUGCAGACGCAACUAAACAAGAAGCUUGCCCUCGAAAAAAGCUUGGAUGAAACCAAGUCUCACUACGCUUUCCAGCUUCAGAGCAUCCAAAACUUAAUCUCCAAAUGUGAAGAACAGCUCAGCCAGUUUCGCCAUGACAUCAAGUGUCAAAAUAACCAAUACAAGGUCCUCCUUGGAAUAAAAACCCGCCUGGAGAAGGAGAUUUCUACUUAUCGCCAGCUUCUGGAUGGAAAGCUUGAUGGGAUGACAGGCUCCAGUUCAAGAUCUAGAGAAGACAGAUCCUCCAGCCAAAAUCUAACAAAAAUCGUGCAGGACAGUGUGGAUGGACAGGUGGUUGCCACACAUACUGCUGAGAUCAAACGACAGAUGUAACUUUAGCACUUUGAAGAAAAGAAGCACUUCUAUACCGAAAAACCCAUGGAUGUUCAAGUAUCUAAUAAAAAGAGUUUGGUUCCUUGUUUGGUACUAUACAUCACUUUAGGAGCCUUGAAUCUGUUUUCAUCCUUCUGACAUUUACUUGUUGUCACCCAAACAGAUUGGAAUUUUAUUUAAUAUGAAUGUGAAUAACUUACUAUCUUCUCUAGGCUCCUACUUCUUUAAAGACCACAAGAUCAAUAAAUUUUAAAAGUCA